AUGGUGGACAGCUCGCUCGAAGAGCGAUUGCGUGAACACGCCGAGGCCUUUGAUGGUUUGCUGUCACUUAUACCAGCAAAGCAUUAUUACGGCGAAGACAAUAGUGACCAAUGGAAGAAAAAGAAGCAAACUAAAGAGCAAGCCGCCGCAGCCAGACGAGCCAAGCUUGACCCAGAUUCGGCCAAAAGCGCAAAAGACAUUAUGGAUGAACGCGCCAGGAAGCGAAAGCUGGAGGAAAUGGACCAGGGGUCGGAUAUCGAGGGGGUCGAAAAAGAGCAACCCAGACAAGGCCUGAAGAAACCACAAGAGGGCAAAACUAAGAAGCAGAAGGUGACGCCAACGCCAGGAGAGAACGGAGGUGCGGAGGCUACCGAAUCGAAGAAAUCAGAAAAGUCACGCAUUAAGCAAGACCGGAAGAAGGAGAAGAAAUCAAAAAAGUCAGAACAGAAGAAAGAGCAAAAGCAGGGAAAGGACAAGGAGCAAACCGAACAAAGCACUCCCAAAGUAAUUGAAUCAACUGGUAAACAGGACAAGACGGAGGCCGAAGCAGAAUCGAUCGAGGAGGAUGCUGAGCCCGUCGAUGAGGAGAUGUCUGAAGACGAAAUUGGAGAAUUUCAAGCCGACGGUCUCGAAGAGAAGCCCGAAACCCAGGCCCCCUCUAGGUCACCAAGUAUAUCGCCACCCUCACCCACCUUCGACAACUCCGCACAACCUACAGAUCCUAGCACCAAUACCUCCAAUACAUCUACAUCAUCCGACGUCCCCCCCGCAACCGCACCAAAACACAUCAAACUCCCUACAGAUCCAGAAUUGCUCCGAGCAAGAUUAACUGCACGAAUAGAAGCUCUGCGGGCAGCCCGCAAAGCUGACGGCCCAGAUGGAGCACCGGCACGGAAUCGGCAAGAACUGAUGGAAGCACGAAGGAAGAAAGAAGAACAGCGCCGGGCACAUAAAAAGGAGCUCCGGCUUAAGGCCAAGGCAGAGGAAGAUGCCCGUCGUGAAGCCGCUCUCGCAUCGUCGCGCAACUCUCCUUCAUCUAGCAUGAUGAGCCCCUCUAUCCACUCUCCACCUCAUAACUUCUCCUUUGGACGUGUAGCUUUCUCUGAUGGACAACAACUCGCUGGUGACUUGUCCGCAGCACUAAGUGCCCCAAAGCUGAAAGGCCCUCAAGACCCAGCUACUGCCCUACUAGCUACCGAGAAUAAACGCCAACGGUUAGCAGGACUGGACGAGGGGAAGCGCGCAGAUAUCGAGGAGAAGGACUUAUGGCUCAACGCAAAGAAACGAGCACAUGGCGAGAAAGUCCGAGAUGAUACCUCGUUACUGAAGAAGACCUUGAAGCGAAAAGAGAAAUCGAAGAAGAAGAGCGAGAAAGAGUGGACGGAGCGGAAAGAGGGCGUGGCCAAGAGCCAGGCGAUGAAGCAGAAGAAGAGAGAGGCGAAUUUGAAGAAGCGACGUGAUGAAAAAGGUACCAAAGGGAAGGGAAAGUCCGCGGGAAAGAAGACCAAGGUUAAGAGUAGACCUGGCUUCGAGGGGAGUUUCGGAUCUGGCAAGCGCAAGUGA
Molecule: messenger RNA, 1563 nt
Organism: Venustampulla echinocandica
Lineage: Eukaryota; Fungi; Ascomycota; Leotiomycetes; Helotiales; Pleuroascaceae
Exons: 3
Coding region: 1-1563 (520 amino acids)
Biological process (GO): ribosomal large subunit biogenesis; ribosomal small subunit biogenesis
Cellular component (GO): nucleolus
Molecular function (GO): DNA binding; RNA binding
Source: RefSeq, a predicted model, not a curated record